AUGGACGAGAAAUCGCCCAUCGGUUUGAGCAAGCCAUUUCCAGCACCUCUGCCAGCCUCAGAAAACUAUGCGGUAGACUUCAAUGGCCUUGAUGAUCCCGAUCAUCCACAGAACUGGAAACUUUCUUCCAAAUUGUUCAUCUCAAUCCUCGUAUGUUCAGGAACUUUCAUAGUUUCACUUACAAGCGCAAUCUUCGCACCGGGAAUCGAUAAAGCAAGCAAAUAUUUCGGUAUCAGUACCGUUGUCGCCACCUUAGGAACUACCUUAUACGUCUUGGGCUUUUCCUUCGGGCCCAUGAUAUGGGCCCCGGCGUCUGAGCUAAAAGGGAGGAAAUGGCCAUUGACAGCUGCGUUGAUUGGUGGUGGGAUCUUUACCAUUGCGUCUGCAGUCGCAAAAGAUCCUCAAACAUUGAUUAUUUGCCGUUUCUUCGCUGGAGUAUGUGGCGCCAGCCAGUUCAGUGUUGUGCCCGGAGUACUGGCGGAUUUGUACGACAAUUCGACACGCGGGAUAGCCAUCUCGGUUUACGCCUUGUCGGUAUUUGUCGGACCGUUCAUGGCCCCCUUUGUCGGUGGGUUUAUUGCGUCUAGCCACCUUGGGUGGCGGUGGACGCUUUACAUCCCUGCUAUUCUGAGCUUGGUGAACGGGGCUGUGAGUGCUAUCUUUCUGAAGGAGACAUUUCCUCCCUGCUUGCUCGUCGCAAAGGCCGUUCGCAUUCGCAAUGAGUCUGGAAACUGGGGCAUACAUGCCAGACAAGAGAAGGUCGAGGUUGAUUUCUCGAAUCUUGCAGAGAAGUAUUUCAUGCGACCUUUGAAACUACUGUUCAUGGAGCCGAUCAUCCUCGUUGUCUCUCUCUACAUGUCCUUCAUCUAUGGCCUGGUUUACGCCCUUCUUGAAGCAUAUCCAUACGUCUUCGAAACCGUGUAUGGGAUGAGCCCAGGUAUUGCCGGGCUAAUGUUCAUCGGUUUGAUCAUUGGUGUAGGAUUGGCUUGUACAUUCAUUGUGCUUUUGCAAAUCCCAUACGCAAAGAAGCUUGCGGAGAACAAAGGUGUACCAGUGCCUGAGUGGCGUCUUGGUCCUACCCUGCUUGGAGCACCUGUGUUUACAAUUGGUCUUUUCUGGUUUGGAUGGACGGGCUUCACCCCCAGUAUACAUUGGGCCGCGCCCGCUACAGCCGGCAUCUUUAUUGGGUUUGGAGUUGUGUGCAUUUUCCUUCCAUGUUUCAACUAUAUCGUUGAUUCUUACCUACCAAUCGCUGCUUCAGCUGUUGCUGCAAAUGUCAUGCUUCGAUCGGCGGUGGCUGCAGGGUUCCCUCUUUUCUCCAGGCAAAUGUUUCAGAAUCUGGGAAUUCAGUGGGCUGGAACGUUGUUAGGAUGCUUGGCUGCCAUCAUGAUUCCAAUCCCGUUUGUAUUCAGAGCCUAUGGGCCGAUGCUGCGAGGCAGAAGCAAAGUUUUCAAGUAA
Penicillium olsonii is the source of this 1458-nucleotide messenger RNA. The record is from the annotation of a GenBank genome assembly. NCBI's taxonomy places the organism in Eukaryota, Fungi, Ascomycota, Eurotiomycetes, Eurotiales, Aspergillaceae.